Messenger RNA from Plectropomus leopardus (leopard coralgrouper), 1862 nucleotides. RefSeq lists its product as uncharacterized. The record is from RefSeq and is a predicted model, not a curated record. NCBI's taxonomy places the organism in Eukaryota, Metazoa, Chordata, Actinopteri, Perciformes, Serranidae.
GUGGAGUUAGCUUUAGCUGUUAGCAGGAGAGCGUAACAGUGAGAAUUUAGGCGGCUAAGCUGCAGGUGAACCCGCGCGCACUCAGAAUGUUUGGUCUUUAAUGUUUGCCUCAAAGUCCAGGACCAGGACCAGGACCAGGAGCAGGAUGGAGGAGGAGCAGCAGAACCCGGAGCCGCGGAGCAACAACGUCUCCAGAGGAGCCGCAGCAGGCUCGUCCUCUCAGAAGCAGAAAGGACGAAAGGGACUCGACCGCCACCGCUGUCAGUUCUGUGACAAAUCCUUCCAAAGAUGGAGGUCUUUACAGAUUCACGAGAGAGUUCACACAGGAGAAGAUCUCCAGAGCUGUGACCAAUGUGGGGCAACCUUCACAACGUUUAGUAACUUAAGACGACAUCAACGCAUUCACACAGGAGAAAAACCGUACAGCUGUGAUGAAUGUGGCAAAACUUUCUUGACAUCGGAUGGACUUUUGAAACAUCAUCGUGUUCACACAGGAGAGAAACCGUACAGCUGUGACCAGUGUGAGAAAACUUUCACGACAUCAGGUAACCUUCAAAAACAUCUACGCAUUCACACAGGAGAGAAACUGUACUGGUGUUCCCAGUGUGGGAAAACUUUCACUCAGAGCGCUCACCUUAAGAUCCACCAGCGCAUUCACUCUGGAGAGAAACCAUACAGCUGUGACCAAUGUGAGAAAACUUUUGCCCAUAAAAGCAACCUUAAAAUUCACCAACGCACUCACACAGGAGAGAAACUCUUCAGCUGUGAUCAAUGUAGGGCGACUUUCACAAGGUUUGACACGUUAAGAAGACACCAACUGAUUCACACAGGAGAGAAACCGCACAGCUGCGACCAGUGUGAGAAAACUUUCACGACAUCAGGUGGACUUAUUAAACAUCAACGUGUCCACACAGGAGAGAAAUCGUACUGGUGCGACCAGUGUGGGAAAAUUUUCGGGACAUCUGGUCACCUUAAAAAGCAUCAGCGAGUUCACACAGGAGAGAGGCCGUACAGCUGUGACCUCUGUGGGAAAACGUUUUCUCAGAGUAAUCACCUCAAAGUCCACCAACGUAUUCACACAGGAGAGAAACCGUACAGCUGUGAUGUCUGUGGGAAAGCUUUCUCCAAAAGCGGUAACCUUAAAGCCCACCAACGCACUCACACGGCAUCAUCUUAAACUCCUGCCUCCUCGUGCUCUGACAGCUGAACUUCUCUCCUCAGUGAAAACUGACCAACAGAAACUUCAUUUUCGAAUCAGAACGUUCUUAUUAAAAAACGCGUCAGCGGAAGUUUGUGGUUUUGUUUGAGAAACGAGUUCUGUUUUCUCUGGUGAUAACAUCCCAGUAACCAUAGCGAUGGACGUCCGAAACAUCGGCAGCUUCACUUCUAUCGCAGCCGCUCGAUAAAGCUGAUUGAAUAUUGAUUUCUCCGUCUGGUACCAGAGUGAAGACGAUCUCGGUCUCUUCCUCCGACCUCACACACAGAGCCACGUUUGGAAAAGUCAUGUGACUUUGUUUUUCUUCUUCUUUGGUUUUAUUGGCGGUUUCCAUCCUAAAGUCGGAUUACUGCCGCCUGCUGUCACACAUCACAUGAUCUGUAAAAGCAGAAAAAGUGUUUCCAUCGCAGGUUUGUAAAAGAUGGAUUUGUCGAGUCGCCUGAAAUUUCACCUCGUGAGCGUAAAAAACUUUUUUCAAUAAAUGGGAGUUUGUUUUUUUUUAAAUUGUGUUUCCGUUCAGCUCAUUUUGUUUUCACUUUUUCGGUUUGUGCAGUUUGAGGGUUAACGGGAGCCCGCCUACGGAGUCUGAAGGCCCUGACACACCGACGGUCGGCCCCUGCACUCGUCGGGCCCCUCGGGGCCGCGC